AUGGCACCAAGAAAAGGCCAUUUGAUCAGAGAACUUCAUGCUUCCAAGGAGACGUGGACCAUUGUUGUAAGGGUUGUAAGGAAAUGGAAUGUUACUCCUCAAAACAAGCCUUUAGAGGGUGAGAGGAUACAAGCAAGUGUUACACAAAAGCCUCUUCUUGAACGUUUCAGAGAUAGGGCUGUUGAGGGAAGUACUUGUUUGCCUGAGCAAGAGAUUGCACCUGAAUACUUGAUUGAUGUUAUUGGAGUGUUAAAGUCCAUAGGAAAGCUUGAAGAGUACAGGACCGAAAAUGGAUUCCAAAACAAGCUGACUUUAACAUUGGCAGAUCAAAAUGGCACAAGUAUUGUAUGUGUGCUUCUUGGAGAGUGUGCCUCAAAUACCUAUUAUAGCUAUCUUGACAAUGAAAGGUUUCCAUUAGUGUUUGUCAUUCAACUGUGCCGACUUACUAUAGACAACAAGGAGGUCCAGAUUGGUUCAUCCUUCAAUGCAACAAAAGUGUGGAUGAAUCCAAAUAUUAAGGAAGUUUCAGAUUUGAUCGACAGGUUUAGCAAAAAUGCCAAGGAAAGCUCAUCUCCAAACAACUCUUGCUUCAGCCAAGUUAUACCAAUUCAAACUACACAACUCUCUGCAGACUCUAUGUUGAGAUCCACUAAGAAGAUUAUGAUUUCUGACAUCGACACAAUGAAAGUGGGUGAUCCAUUUAUUAUAGAGUGUGUAAUAGAGAAAUUAGAGACUAAUCCAGGCUGGACAUAUGAGGGUUGUAUCAGAUGUGGAACCAAACAUAGGCCUAAUUCAAAAGGAAUUAUGGAAAAUCGUUCAUAUGCCUUCCCAGAUGAGCUUGAAGAUGUGGUAGGGAGAAAAAUGCUGCUCAAGCUCAAGCGUACAAGCUACAAUCUUGAACAUCCUAACUCUAGCAUUGGUGUGGUUCAAUACACAGCAUGUCAAGACCUUCUUGAGCAAUUUAAAGAGGCUUCAGUAGAGGAGGGUACCAAUUCAGGUCUGGCUAUUAUGGUCUUAGAGGGUACUAUAGUUAAAGAGGGAGUGAAUGAGGUGGUUCCAACAGCCUCAGACUUUAAGAAUAGUCAUGAAGAAACAACUAUGGGUUCAUCUCUUUCCAAAGUUGAACCAAUAAUGUCUCAGGACAUUGGGCUUGAUGAAAUGACUAUAUCUCAGCUGUAUCCUCCUCCAUUGCCAAGAGGAAAGAGGAAGCAAUAUUUGAAAAAGAGUGCAGAAGUCCAGCAAAUUAAUCCCCAACCUCAACCAUCUACUUAUGCCAUGCCUAACACCAAGCCUGUCAAGAUAAUUAAACAAGAAAAACCUUGA
Messenger RNA from Prosopis cineraria, 1323 nucleotides. RefSeq lists its product as uncharacterized. The transcript is spliced from 11 exons. The coding region runs from base 1 to 1323 and encodes 440 amino acids. NCBI's taxonomy places the organism in Eukaryota, Viridiplantae, Streptophyta, Magnoliopsida, Fabales, Fabaceae. The record is from RefSeq and is a predicted model, not a curated record.